GUCGGCAGCAGCACCUUAAAUUUACACACACACACAGUGACACUCUCACUCAGACUGCCGACUCCUUCACUCUAGGUGAAACUCUGUCUAAUCUCAGAAAAAAAAUGCCUUGGUCACAAAACCUGCUUCUUUUAGCUUGUGGAUUAAUUGCACUUCAGAGUUCUUUAGCAGCUCAAGGUGUGUUGCGGAGCUGCAGUUAUGGGGGGUUGUUCCACGUGGAACAGAAUGGGCGCUACAGCCUCACAUACUCCAGCGCAGAGGAACUCUGCAUGUCCAUUGGCACCACUCUGGCCACCAACGAGCAAAUCCAGAGGGCCUUUGACCUCGGCUUUCAGACCUGCAGAUAUGGUUGGAUUCAGAACCACAGUUUAGUGAUCCUGCGACAGGAGCCUUACAUCCUAUGUGCCGCUAACAAAACUGGCAUCAUCAUCAUCAGCGACAUGAUCUCACAGCCCUAUGAUGCCUACUGCUUCAACGCAUCAGAUACAAAGGACAAGAACUGUGAGUUUUCUAUCACGCCAUCCAACACAUUUCAAACAUUCCUGGGCUCCCAUGUGGAUAAUGAAAACACCGCAGAGUUCACCCCAGCAUACCCUCUCCCUGAGGGUGAGCCUGCAGAGUUGCCAUCCACCACAGAGACCACACAAAAGACAACUGCAGCGAUAGUUCCACCAGUGCACGUGGAUGAGGUUGCAAUCUCCCAUACUGGUCAACAUGACGAUUCCACAACUGAAUCUCCAAAUGCUGAACAAGACUCUGAAACUGGCACUGUUUCCACAACCACCUCUGCAGCGAUAGUUCCACCAGUACAUGUGGAUGAGGAUGCAAUCUCCCAUACUGGUCAACAUGACGAUUCCACAACUGAAUCUCCAAAUGCUGAACAAGACUCUGAAACUGGCAUUGUUUCCACAACCACCUCUGCAGCGAUAGUUCCACCAGUACAUGUGGAUGAGGAUGCAAUCUCCCAUACUGGUCAACAUGACGAUUCCACAACUAAAUCUCCAAAUGCUGAACAAGACUCUGAAACUGGCACUGUUUCCACAACCACCUCUGCAGCGAUAGUUCCACCAGUACACGUGGAUAAGGACAAGGUCUCUCAUACUGGUCAACAUGACGAUUCUACAACUAAAUCACCAAAUGCUGAACAAGACUCUGAAACUGGCACUGUUUCCACAACCACCUCUGCAGCGAUAGUUCCACCAGUACACGUGGAUAAGGACAAGGUCUCUCAUACUGGUCAACAUGACGAUUCUACAACUAAAUCUCCAAAUGCUGAACAAGACUCUGAAACUGGCACUGUUUCCACAACCACCUCUGCAGUGAUAGUUCCACCAGUACACGUGGAUAAGGACAAGGUCUCUCAUACUGGUCAACAUGACGAUUCUACAACUAAAUCUCCAAAUGCUGAACAAGACUCUGAAAUUGGCACUGUUUCCACAACCACCUCUGCAGCGAUAGUUCCACCAGUACACGUGGAUAAGGACAAGGUCUCUCAUACUGGUCAACAUGACGAUUCUACAACUAAAUCUACAAAUGCUGAACAAGACUCUGAAACUGGCACUGUUUCCACAACCACCUCUGCAGCGAUAGUUCCACCAGUACAUGUGGAUAAGGACAAGGUCUCUCAUACUGGUCAACAUGACGAUUCUACAACUAAAUCUCCAAAUGCUGAACAAGACUCUGAAACUGGCACUGUUUCCACAACCACCUCUGCAGCGAUAGUUCCACCAGUACACGUGGAUAAGGACAAGGUCUCUUAUACUGGUCAACAUGACGAUUCCACAACUGAAUCUCCAAAUGCUGAACAAGACUCUGAAACUGGCACUGUUUCCACAACCACCUCUGCAGCGAUAGUUCCACCAGUACACGUGGAUGAGGAUGCAAUCUCCCAUACUGGUCAACAUGACGAUUCAACAACUAAAUCUCCAAAUGCUGAACAAGACUCUGAAACUGGCACUUUUUCCACAACCACCUCUGCAGUGGUAGUUCCACCAGUACACGUGGAUGAGGACCAUGUUGAGGGGGCGGAUGAUACAGGGCCUCAAGACAAGCUCAUCACCCAGUCACCACAAAGUUCAACCUCUGAGCCUCCAGCUGGAAAAGACACCUGGCAGGAUAUCAAUAAAGAUCCUGAAACUGGUACUGUUUCCACAACCACCUCUGCAGCAAUAGUUCCACCAGUACAUGUGGAUGAGGAUGCGAUCUCCCAUACUGGUCAACAUGACGAUUCCACAACUGAAUCUCCAAAUGCUGAACAAGACUCUGAAAAUGGCACUGUUUUCACAACCACCUCUGCAGCGAUAGUUCCACCAGUACACGUGGAUAAGGACAAGGUCUCUCAUACUGGUCAACAUGACGAUUCUACAACUAAAUCACCAAAUGCUGAACAAGACUCUGAAACUGGUACUGUUUCCACAACCACCUCUGCAGCGAUAGUUCCACCAGUAUAUGUGGAUGAGGAUGCGAUCUCCCAUACUGGUCAACAUGACGAUUCCACAACUGAAUCUCCAAAUGCUGAACAAGACUCUGAAAAUGGCACUGUUUUCACAACCACCUCUGCAGUGAUAGUUCCACCAGUACAUGUGGAUGAAGAUGCGGUCUCUCAUACUGGUCAACAUGGUGGUUCCACAACUGAAUCUCCAAAUGCUGAACAAGACUCUGAAACUGGCACUGUUUUCACAACCACCUCUGCAGUGAUAGUUCCACCAGUACAUGUGGAUGAAGAUGCGGUCUCUCAUACUGGUCAACAUGGUGGUUCCACAACUGAAUCUCCAAAUGCUGAACAAGACUCUGAAACUGGCACUGUUUCCACAACCACCUCUGCAGCGAUAGUUCCACCAGUACACGUGGAUGAGGAUAAGGCCAUUCCUAUAGAGCCCACUGCUGGAGACACAACUGCAAAUGACGUUCAGGAGGGUGAUGACGCAGGGCCGCGAGUCACUACCCAGUCACAUCACAGCUCAACCUUCCACAUCUCAGCAGGAGAAGAUACAUCACAUCGUAGAAAGAACGAUAAUAUGAUCCGGAGGGGUGGACUUGGAUUAAUGACAUCAGCCCCACCAGCCCAGCAGGCUUCUAGAAUUGUCCCAGAUUGGCUGGUUAUAAUAGCUGUAGUGGCUGCUAUUUUAAUAAUGGUGCUUGUGUGUGCAGUUAUCUCAUCCAGAAAGAGGUGGUGUGGGAAGAAGAAAAGUCUUGUGAUCAGUGGGAAUGCUGGUGAGAAGGGGGGGAAGGAGCAGGAGAUGGUACAGCUGAUGAAUAAGGAGAAGAUCCAGGAGAAUGGUGCAGCCAGCGAGGAGUUCACCGUCAUCACCCUGGAGGAACCAGCUGAGAAAACGCAGCUAGCAUGAGGGCGACUCCUCCACAUCACACAGGAGCACAGAGGGAGGGAGUUCCUCAGGGGCAAGGGUGGGGUGCAGCACAAGAUUUCUGGAGUUAACAGCAAUUCAUUGAAGACAGAGCCAGCUAACUAUUAUUAACUCAACACACAAUGCAGAGGUGUUGAGCACCAAUCACACGUGAGAUCUUUACAAUGAUUUUUGAGGCAUUGCUAUAAGUAUGGAUUACCAAUUGGCAAUUUGGUGAUCAAUGUAAAUGUACCAUUCUAAGAUGAAUCACCUGCAUUAUGAAAAGAGAACUGCACCUUUCUGGAAAAGUCCGAUCUCCACUGUGGACACGAUCCCGUACACUUUUUUUGCAGAAAACCAUAGCAGGUGAAAAGAACAACUCUGUCCAGCCCAACUUCUCUUCACUAGCCCCUUAAUUCUCAAAUUUAAAUUCCUGUAUCUUUAUAAACGGGGGGUUGAGAUCCCUGUAAAUGAAUUCUUGCAUCUCAGUUCAACAUUCUUAUCUUUAUUAAUAAGUGAAAUAUAAAUAAUUAUGUGCCUUUUUUAUCACAGCAAGAUAUUCAAUAUGAGAGGAUGAACAUAUCAGACCAGAGAAGAGCUGUUUUCCUGCUGCCAAAACUAUUGUCGUUUUUUUUAUCUCCUUGUUAUGGGGGAUUUUCUGAAUUUUCAGUUUGUUUCCAUAUAUUGAAAAGAGAUUUCUUUUGUAUUGCUCUAAAAAAAAAAGCGCAUUAUGCUAUUUUUGUAGCUAUUACUAAUAUUUUGGUAGACCAAGUGAGUGUAAUUUAAUGUUAAAUUAUUUGAAAUGCAGCUUUAUUCUCAAAGCUUUGCAGUAUUUGCUUUUAUAUCGCUGUUUGCAAAUGUCUGGAUGGGUAGUAAAGAUAGUGCUUUCUUUCUGAUGACUAUAAGAACAUAAGAAAUUCCAGAACAAGAAAAGGCUAUUCAGACCACCUAUGCUCGCUCGCUGUGGUGCCAGCGUGGUUUGUUAGCACUCAGGAGAGGAAAAACAAAAACCCCUAACCAGGUUAGUAGGGGAAAUGAAACCCCUGGGAAUCUGUGGCUAGAUGGACAGCCCUUCCUCCAGACAGCUAGCUAAAGGUCUUAUUGUGGUCACAGAGAGGGUUAUACAGAAGGAGACACAUGUUCUAUAAGUUCCAGUCAUCUUACCACAUCUUUUAAUAGACUAAUGUCUUCAGCAACACAGAACAAAUACUGUUACUUUCUUGUGUGAUGUGUUUUAUUGUUAAAAAGAGGUAUUAAUAUAAAACAAUACAUGCAUGUGUCGUCAACUUAUAGGCAACGCUCAGCAGGAGAAAAAAAGGUCUUUUAAGGAUUGCUGUGUAUCCAGAUCUCACUCCCCCCUGCAACGAUGCUGGUUUUCUGUUCACUUAUUUCAAUCAGAGCACCAGCUUUGCUGCAGGAGGGAGCAUGGUCUAGAUACACUGAGAUGGUCACAAGAAAAAUUUCUUUCUCCUGGCAAACGUUCCUCAGUGAAAAUGGGAAAAAAGUAAUUCCCGAAUAAAAAUAUCGAGAAUAUGUUGAAAAAAAUGCUGCGAUAUGGACAACACCAAAUACAGCAAAGUUAAAUAAUAUGUUUCUUGUAAACACUGCUGGGGUUUGCGUUACACUUCCAGCCAGAUCAGAAUUUUGUAAGUCGUUAAAUUGUCAUCCUGAGUUGUUCCUCAUUGAUUUAGUAACAUUACCAGUAGUAUUUUACUUUCAGAAAUAUGGUGCAUAUUUGACAGUGGAGGUAAAAGCUUUGAUAAAUGGCUAAUUCAUUAUACAGUACUAUAUCCCAUUGCACAUGUUUUUCUGGGACCCCUUGUUCAUGGUCAAAUCUAAACAAAGGGGGCACUUGCAACAGUGGCACUGGAAUCCAUGGGAGGAUUAUGCAUUUAAUAAUUGUGGACUCAGAGGCAUGAAAUGGGAGAGAAGAGAAGUAGUUACUAUUAUUUUUGUCUUGCACACGUCACAGAAUUACUGGCUACCCCCACAAUCAGUCGGCUACUUGAAGCGAAAAUGUUAUAACAUUAAUAUAACGCUUCAUAUUGUUUUUUAAAAAGAGACAAAAGUGUUUAUUUGUACAGGAGUUUAAAUAAAAUGUUGGGCUUA
Molecule: messenger RNA, 5453 nt
Organism: Acipenser ruthenus (sterlet)
Lineage: Eukaryota; Metazoa; Chordata; Actinopteri; Acipenseriformes; Acipenseridae
Product: CD44 antigen-like
Exons: 9
Coding region: 105-3347 (1080 amino acids)
Biological process (GO): cell adhesion; inflammatory response; positive regulation of ERK1 and ERK2 cascade
Cellular component (GO): macrophage migration inhibitory factor receptor complex; basolateral plasma membrane; plasma membrane
Molecular function (GO): cytokine receptor activity; hyaluronic acid binding
Source: RefSeq, a predicted model, not a curated record